Tripterygium wilfordii is the source of this 871-nucleotide messenger RNA. RefSeq names its product universal stress protein A-like protein. NCBI's taxonomy places the organism in Eukaryota, Viridiplantae, Streptophyta, Magnoliopsida, Celastrales, Celastraceae. The record is from RefSeq and is a predicted model, not a curated record. The coding region runs from base 227 to 733 and encodes 168 amino acids. The transcript is spliced from 5 exons.
UUAGGGAAAGUUUUUCCUAGGAUCAGAAUUGCCACCAAAUUGAUUCACCAGCAAAUGUGAAACGUCCCAUCUCAAAUAAUCACUUACGUGGUAGCUUAGUGAUGAAUUUUUAUGGGGUCAAACUGUAUAACUUCGGAAAGUCUUGAGUUUGAUUCCCAUUAGAAAAAGUACCUUUGUGACCACGUUCAUCUACACACCAAGCAGAGCCUGUUCCAGCCCAUCAAACAUGGAGACUAAAAGAGAAGGAUCUGAGAAGAAGGUGAUGGUGGUUAUCGAUGAAAACGAGUACAGUUACUAUGCGCUCGACUGGGUGCUCAACAAACUUAAGGAAUCGAUUACAGACUCGCCUCUGGUAAUCUUGGCUCCGUAUUCGACUCCAAACUGUAACCACAUAUUUGCAGCACAACUCAGUGCUGCUGGCAUUUAUACUCCAGUAUCAUCCACGUUGGAAUUGAUUCGCUCUGUUCAAGAUCGCAACAGGAAGAUCGCAUUAGGUCUCUUGCAGAAAGCUAAGACUAUUUGUGCUAGUCAAGGAGUUAAAGUUGAGACAAUCACUGAAGUGGGAGAGGCUAAAGAGGCUGUAUGCAAGGCGGUUCGGAAUAACGGAAUCGAUCUACUUGUUAUUGGUGAAAAUUCCAAUGGAGCUCUCAAAAGGUUUUUUCUGGGGAGUUUGAGCAACUAUUGCUUGGAUAAUGCCAAUUGCCCCGUUUUAGUCGUAAAGAAACCAGAGUAGAAGACUGAAACAAUCUAUCCAAAUCCGUAAGCUUGUAUUUAGUCUGUACUGUUGAUCAUCACACUAAAGAAGGGUGCAAGAAGUGUAAAAUUCUGAUGUUCUCAGAUUAAUAUCAGACACAGUGUUCAGCUGCAUAAA